This is a messenger RNA of Xiphophorus couchianus (Monterrey platyfish), 3855 nucleotides long. RefSeq names its product very low density lipoprotein receptor (gene vldlr). Gene Ontology annotation, molecular function: protein binding; calcium ion binding; hormone binding. The record is from RefSeq and is a predicted model, not a curated record. Bases 401 to 2986 code for a protein of 861 amino acids. Gene Ontology annotation, biological process: receptor-mediated endocytosis. The transcript is spliced from 20 exons. Gene Ontology annotation, cellular component: plasma membrane; signaling receptor complex; apical plasma membrane. NCBI's taxonomy places the organism in Eukaryota, Metazoa, Chordata, Actinopteri, Cyprinodontiformes, Poeciliidae.
ACGGCUGUGUGCAGCACUGAUAAUCACCCGGUACCGGUUCGGUACCGCUAACCGCUUUAAAAAAAUGGAUUUUAAACGGACUGGACGGAACUGGAAUCACCCCGGAACGAUAUAAAAGGGCGCGUGGGCUCUACGGUUGUUGUGUUUUUCUCCAUUCGUCUUCUCCCGGUGCGCACGCAGUCCUCCUCAGCGGCGCGUGCCACCUCCGGACUAUAAAAGCUACCCUCUCCGCUCGCGCCUGUUUGGAUGUGUGCUUCCUGCUAGCGCGUAGACCGACCGGCAGAACCAUAAGAAAAAGCAGGAGCAGGCCAGCGCGAGCCAGGAGAAGGCAGGCAGGGAGCUCGCGGGCGCCCAGCACAGCUAGCAGCAGCGGCCGAACCGUGACUCCUCCGAACCAGAGAUGGUCACGUCCGCACCUCGGAUCCUCCUCCUCCUGCUGCUAAUGUGGCUCCAUCACUGCGGUACCGUCCACGGUACGAAGACUGAAUGUGAAGCCAACCAGUUCCAGUGUGGAAACGGCCGCUGCAUCCCGGCCGUGUGGCAAUGUGACGGCGACGAGGACUGCACGGACGGCAGCGACGAGAACUCCUGUGUUCAGAAGACGUGUGCGGAUGUGGACUUUGUGUGCCGCAGCGGUCAGUGCAUCCCAAAGCGCUGGCACUGCGACGGCGAGCCGGACUGUGAGGACGGAUCCGACGAGAGCGUAGAAAUCUGCCACAUGCGGACAUGCCGUCUUAACGAGUUCAGCUGCGGCCCAGGAACCACGCUUUGCAUCCCCAUCUUCUGGAAAUGUGACGGCGAGAAAGACUGCGACAAAGGAGAGGACGAAGUCAACUGUGGUAACGUCACCUGCGCUCUGAACGAGUUCACCUGCGCCAGCGGCCGCUGCAUCUCCAAGAACUUUGUGUGCAACGGCGAGGACGACUGCGGCGACGGUUCGGACGAGGUGGGCUGCGCGCCGUCGUCCUGCGCUCCCAGUGAGUUCCAGUGUGGGAACGCGUCCUGCAUCCCGGCCAGCUGGGUGUGUGACGACGACGUCGACUGUCAGGACCAGUCAGAUGAAGCUCCGACUCGUUGCGGCCGCCACCCGACGCCGCCCGCCAAGUGUUUGCCCAGCGAGAUGCAGUGCGGCUCUGGAGAAUGCAUCCAUAAGAAGUGGAGAUGUGACGGAGACCCCGACUGCAAGGACGGCAGCGACGAGGCUAACUGUCCUGUGAGGAGUUGUGGGCCGGAUCAGUUCAAAUGUGACGAUGGAAGCUGCAUCCUGGGAAGCAGACAGUGUAACGGCAUCAGAGACUGCGCCGACGGAUCAGACGAAAUCAACUGCAAGAACUUGACUCAGUGUAACGGGCCAGAGAAGUUCAAGUGUCGCAGCGGAGAAUGCAUCGAAAUGAGCAAAGUGUGCAACAAGAUCAGAGACUGUCCAGACUGGAGCGACGAGCCCAUCAAAGAGUGCAAUGUGAACGAGUGUCUCCUGAACAACGGCGGUUGCUCCCACAUCUGCAAAGACACGGUGAUCGGCUUUGAAUGCGACUGCACACCUGGACUGCAGCUCAUCGACCACAAGACCUGUGGAGACAUCAAUGAGUGCAUGAAUCCUGGUAUUUGCAGUCAGAUCUGUGUCAACCUGAAGGGAGGCUAUAAGUGUGAAUGCCACAACGGCUACCAGAUGGAUCCGGCUACUGGUGUCUGCAAGGCUGUUGGUAAGGAGCCAUGCCUGAUCUUCACCAAUCGACGUGAUAUUCGCCGUCUGGGUCUGGAGAGGAAGGAGUACACACAGAUUGUGGAGCAGCAGAGAAAUGCAGCAGCUCUGGAUGCAGACUUCAACCAGCAGACCAUCUUCUGGGCCGACCUGGGACAGAGAACCAUAUACAGCACCGUCCUGGACAAGCGAGGAGACGUUGGUGUCCAUAAGAAGGUGAUCGACAACGUCCAGACUCCUCUGGGGAUCGCCGUCGACUGGAUCUAUAAGAACCUGUACUGGUCCGAUCUGGGAACCAAAACCAUUUCUGUGGCAAACUUCAACGGAACCAAACGGAAAGUUCUGUUCAACACGGGCCUGAAAGAACCCGCCUCCAUCGCUGUGGAUCCGUUAUCUGGGUUUCUGUACUGGUCUGACUGGGGAGAGCCGGCUAAGAUCGAGAAGUCUGGUAUGAACGGAGCGGACCGGCAGGUUCUGGUGGCGACUGACAUCCAGUGGCCAAACGGGAUCACACUGGAUCUGAUCAAAGGCCGGCUGUACUGGGUCGACUCUAAGCUGCACAUGCUCAGUAGCGUCGACCUGAACGGAGACAACAGGAACAAGGUGCUGCAGUCUGCAGACUACCUGGCUCAUCCGUUCGCUCUCACUGUGUUCGAGGAUCGGGUCUUCUGGACAGACGGUGAAAACAAAGCCAUCUACGGCGCCAACAAGUUCUCUGGUUCUGAUGUCAUCACGCUCGCCAGCAACCUGAACGACCCUCAGGACGUCAUCGUCUACCAUGAACUGAUCCAGCUGGCUGGUACCAACUGGUGCACAGAGAAAAGUGAAAAUGGCGGCUGCAGCUUCAUGUGUCUUCCUGCUCCACAGAUCAACAAACAUUCCCCCAAGUACAGCUGUGUGUGUCCUGCAGGCCAGGAGCUGGCAGCCGACGGCCAUCGCUGCAGACCUGUGACAGACUCUUCCUCAGAGGACGGUAGUGAAGCUCUAACGCAGCCCAAAGAAGCCAAUGUGAGCACAUCUAUCCAGGUGGACUCCACAGCCAGAGGCUCUGCUGCUGCCUGGGCCAUCCUGCCUGUCUUGCUGCUGGCCAUGGCCGGAGCAGGCGCCUACCUGAUGUGGAGGAACUGGCAGCUGAAGAACCAGAAGAGCAUGAACUUUGACAACCCAGUCUACCUGAAAACCACAGAAGAAGACCUCAACAUCGACAUCACCCGCCACGGCGCCAACGUGGGCCACACCUACCCAGCGAUUUCAAUAGUGAGCACAGACGAUGAUUUAUCCUGAUCGUUCUCAGGAUUUUGGUUUUUUAUUUGUUCUUUGCGGAAACCUCCUCCGUGUUACGAUGCCAACGGUUCGCCGUAACGGCGGCCCUUACAGUUCAACCACAUGCCUUCAGAAGUGCAUUAAGUCCUGAUCUGUGGUGAAGAGGAAAUGUUAUUUAUUAUGUGAAUACUUCCAUGAGUUUUCCAUGUUUACUCCAAAGUGUUAAGGAAUUUUUCUUUUUGUUUUUCCAACAUUGUCUUUGCCCGUCCGUUCAGAGAACAGUUUUCUCUUUGAGGGUCUUUCCGUGUUCUGCCUGGACUGAACAUCUGAAGAACUGGGUGUCUUCAUCAAACUGUUCCCUGGUUCUGAUUUAAACCGGGUCAAAGUUCUCAGGUCUUAAUGGGGAAGAAGUCUGGAGACUAAAAGACGAGUAUUUAAUUAUGAAACAGGAUGUUAAUAUUUCUGAUCAUGCUUUGCUGACUAAUGUUAGGGUUUCUUCUGUUAAUUGCAUUAUUAUUGCUGCUGCUGAGAUCACCAUGGUUACAGCGUUUGUAAACAGUGUAAAUAUAUUUCCUCCCUCAGAGAUGUGACUGUAAAUCAGGACUCUCUUCAAUGCACUUUGAUCAAAGUUCUCUGUAAAUAAGAUUGUAUACACUGACUUGAAUCUUUUUUUGCUAUGGCUGGGUUCCUCACCAGAGUUCAGAUGUAUUUAAGGAGAGCAGAGGAGGAAAAACACAAAUGAAUUUGGUAAAAAUUACUAUUUUGUAUGUUUGUGCUGUUGCUGUGAACUUUUUAUAGCCUUGUACAGUGAAGGAGAAUGAAAUGAUCUGUAUCUGAAGGAACUGAUUCGUAAAGAAAUUUUGAAUUAAAACAUCAGUGUUCAAAAAUCC